This is a messenger RNA of Oryzias melastigma (Indian medaka), 3308 nucleotides long. Its product is annotated as aminopeptidase N. Gene Ontology annotation, molecular function: zinc ion binding; peptide binding; metalloaminopeptidase activity. The transcript has 20 exons. Gene Ontology annotation, biological process: peptide catabolic process; proteolysis. Bases 81 to 2918 code for a protein of 945 amino acids. NCBI's taxonomy places the organism in Eukaryota, Metazoa, Chordata, Actinopteri, Beloniformes, Adrianichthyidae. The record is from RefSeq and is a predicted model, not a curated record. Gene Ontology annotation, cellular component: cytoplasm.
GACGAGUGGGUUCUGUACAGAUCGAUGUGGAUCAGUCUUCGCCGAAGGAACGUCCAGGCUGACUCCAGGAAGGGCCCAAAAUGGCCAAACGCUCCUCUUUGUCCAAAGGCUUGGCUGUAGCCUUUGUGGCCUUGACUCUCUCUGCCAUCGCCGGCAUGGUCACCAUGGUGACCAUGUUUAAAAUUCAGAUGAACGGCAUCAACGCCACAGCUUUUCCGGAUGUAACGACCCCCUCCCCGACUCCGCCACCCAUCAUGAGGCUACCGAAGACCCUGGAACCCGAACUCUACGAUAUCACCCUUCAGACUUACUUCUACAGCAGGAUCAUCGAGGAGGUCAACGUCACCAGUCCCAACCAAAGCACGCUCUUCACCGGGAACGUCACCAUCCACUUCCACACUGUCCAGAAGACGGACCUCAUCUAUCUGCACUGCAGGGACCUGGCUGUAACCCGCCCCCGCCUCUUGAACAAAGACUACAAUAUCGGCAUAAAGGUUAAAUCCAUGACACAGUACCACAACCAGAGUGAGUUUCUGGCGAUCCAGUUGGAGGAAUAUCUCCAGGCAAAGAUGAACUUCAGCCUGUUUCUGUCCUUUGAGGGAAACAUGUCCACAUAUUUGGAAUCUCUCUAUGUCAGCACGUAUACUGAAGUCUACCCCUAUAGGGACUAUGAGGAGAACUCCGACAUGCAGAGGUACGCUGCUGCCACACACCUGAAGCCCACACAAGCCAGGACGCUGUUCCCCUGCUUCGAUGAGCCGGAGCUGAAGGCCGUCUUCAAGCUCACGCUCAUCCACAGAGCUGGGACCAACGCUCUGGGGAAUGCAGAUAAAGAGGAUUCCGAGUUGAUGGGUGAAUGGAAAACUACCCGCUUUGCACCAACACCGAAAAUGUCCACCUACCUGUUUGCCUUCACGGUGUCCGAGUUGAAAUCCACAACGUCACCAAAAGGCCGCGUGACAAUCAAAACGUACGCGCGCCCUGAGGCCACGGUGGCGGGGCAUGCUCUCUACGCCGCCAACAUCAGCGUGAAGAUCCUGGAGUUCUACGAAAACCGCUUCGAAAUUAAUUAUUACCCAAUCAAACUUGAUCAAGUAGCCCUGCCGGACCUCGUUUCGACUACCAUGGAGAACUGGGGGCUCAUCACGUACCAGGAGGAGUCUGUGCUGUAUCAGAAGGACGUGUCCUCACUGUUGCACAAGGAGGAGGUGGCCACCGUCAUCGCACAUGGGCUGGCUCACCAUUGGUUUGGGAAUCUGGUGACCAUGGGCUGGUGGAAUGAUGUUUGGCUGAACGAAGGCCUUGCCACAUACAUGUCCUACUUUGCAGUGGAACACGUGGAGCCUAGCUUUAAAAUAAAAGACAUUGCAGUCAUGAAGGACCUCCAAGAGGCGUUAAGGCAGGACGCUCUGAGCACGUCCCGGCCCCUCACCGUUCUACCAGGAGAUAUUCAGACGCCGUCUGAAAUCAAGGAAAUGUUUGACACCAUCACCCACAGCAAGGGCGCCAUGCUGCUGAGGAUGCUGGCAGAUUUUGUGGGAGAAAGCGCCUUCAACAUUGGGGUCAAAACGUACCUCAAAGCCUUCAGAGGAGCGACGGCAGAGACGAAGGACCUGUGGCAGCACAUUGAAGCCGCUCGAGCUGUCAAGAACAGUUUCACUGUGCCCAAAGUGAUGAAGCCCUGGACCGAACAACAAGGUUACCCCGUCAUCAGCAUCAACACCACCAGUGGAGAAAUCGUCCAGAAACAGUUCCUGUUCAACGGCUCCUCCACAUCCGGCUAUUGGUGGGACAUCCCCAUCCGGUUUGUGAGGGGUGACUCUGAAGCUUCUUUCGUCUGGCUGGGGGUCCCAGGACCAGUGAAAAAGGAGGAAUUCAUUUCUACGAAGACCUGGGUUCUGGCCAACGCGGACUGCCAGGGAUUCUACAGAGUCAACUACAACCUGGAGAACUGGCAACAUCUCCUGGAGCAGCUGGAAAGCAGUCCAGAUAGGAUUCCACUGAUGAACCGAGGGCAGCUCAUUGAUGACGCCUUCAACCUGGCGAGGGCCAAUCUGCUGAAUGUGAACGUGGCCCUGAAUUUCACCUUGUUCCUCCGGAAUGAGAGGGAGUUCAUCCCCUGGGAUUCAGCAGUCAGGAAUCUGGAGUACUUCUUCCUGAUGUUCGACCGCUCUCAGGUGUAUGGACUCAUGCAGGAGUACCUCCGCUCACAGGUCAGCGACCUGUAUGAUUUCUUCGCCAAUGAAACCAACGCUUCAGUCGUGCCGAAGACUCACUCCUUACAGCACAGCCAGAUCCUCGCCAUCAAGGUGGCCUGCUCCAGCGGACUCCCAGAAUGCAUGGAGAUGGUUGACACCAAGUUUGGAGAUUGGAUUUUCAAUGACACCAACAAUAUUCACGUCAACCUCCGCUCCACCAUCUACUGCCAGGCUCUGGCUGUGGGGGGGCAGAUUGAAUGGAACUUCGCCUGGGAUAAGUUUCUGAGCUCCAGCGACAGCUCUGAGAAGGAUCAGCUCAGACACGCCCUGUCCUGCACCAGGCAGACCUGGCUGCUCAACAGGUUACUGGAGUACAGUCUGGACCCCGACAAGAUCCGCCUGACGGAUGUUGCCUCCGUCGUCAAUGACGUAGCUGAAAACCCAGCAGGACAGGCGCUGGCCUGGAACUUCAUCAGAGCUCACUGGGACUACGUCAGCCAAGGGGACCCGGUGUGGCUGAUCGAGGCCGUGACCAGAAGGUUCUCCACAAAGUUUGAAGUGGAAGAGCUGCAGCGCUUCGCUGAGCAGUACGAUCUGGGUCCCACCGUCAGAGCCGUUCACAAAGCCAUUGAGAGAACCCAGCUCAACAUGCACUGGGUCAACAAGAACAAAGACAGCGUCCUGGAGUGGUUUAAAUCCAUAACCGCCCUCUUAGAUUAAAUGUAACUUCAGAUAAUCAAAGACUUUCAUCACUGCAGCUUCCGUCUCUCGUUUUGGGCCAGUUUACAGGCAAGAAGUUUCACCAGAAAAUCAGACUUCAGCACUAUACAAAUAAACUUAAAAACAGUUGUAUUUAUUAUAAUUACUCAAAGGUAACUCACAACUACAGUCAGCACACAUGUUGUGCACUUUCUGCCGAUGAAGCCAGGCCAGUGAACAGCUGCUCUUCUCAGAAAUCAUGAAUUGAACUGUUGGCUGCAACUUUUCAAAUUGAUCUCAAAUGUUUUUGUGGACUCGACAUGGUCUCAAAUCUCGUUUAUCUGCUGCAGAUGAUACACAGAUAAAAAAAAAUGCACUGUUGCUGUUGUUUGUGAUGCUAAACUUGUUAUU